Molecule: messenger RNA, 1979 nt
Organism: Pocillopora verrucosa
Lineage: Eukaryota; Metazoa; Cnidaria; Anthozoa; Scleractinia; Pocilloporidae
Biological process (GO): neuron migration
Cellular component (GO): membrane; cytoplasmic vesicle
Source: RefSeq, a predicted model, not a curated record
AUCCUCCGGGGUAAAAUGGAGGCGGGGACCUACACGCCUUGGGAACCGGGCGACUUAAGUCACAUGACCGUUGAUCGAUGCACUGAACACUGCUGUAAAAGCCCGGAUACAGAUGUAGUGUUUCUACUGAACAGCUAUUGCUUCUGUGUGAAGUGCCAUUCUCUGGAAUCAUGUGCCAUGGUGAAAAUCACUCCACCCUCGACGUACAGACCUGUGAUUGUUACUGUAUUGAAACGAAACAACAAUGACAACAAGAAUAUAACUAGUGAUAAUGCAUUUCUAAGCUUCCUUCAACUACGCAACCUCUUUCGGCUACCAGGAGUUUCACGAGGCGGACCCAAUCUACAGAAUAUAGUACCCAACCAACCACCGUCAAAUUCGAACAAAAAGAAACAAAAGGAACUAAAAGACCCCAAGAUGCCAAAACAGAUCCCACCAAGAAGACGAGUGAUAGUGGAUUCAGACGAGGAAAUGGGACCGAAAUCAGCCAGGAAUGGAGACAGUCAAGCAGUUCGUAAACUAUUUCGUUUCUUUUCACGGAAGCAUAAUCCACAAACAGCUCUUGUUAUUCGCUACGCUAUCUGCUUUUUUCUCGGUGGACUUGUUGGACUUAUUCCUUACUUAGUUUUCGUGAUUGAGCUCUGUAAAGCUAACUUAGAAAUGAGAAAUCCCCAUCUUCCUUCAAUAAAUGGAUAUUCUAAACACAAAGAUGUACCCAAAAAUGAAGCUCUCACCUCUUUCAGUGAAAUUAGUAGUGCUCCUGUCAUCACUACAGCUUACGUUGAUGUAAACUUCACCACACUAAGUAGUAACUCAACUGGUAUCACGACACCCCGACCCACAAGAGUAGUGACAACAGAGAAAAAGGCUGAAGGGACAGGUAAUGACGACAUCUCUCUCCAGUGUUCCGGGACCAUAACGGUCAUUCGCGUUCGAGCGUUAGGGAUCCCUGGGGAUACUUCUACCGUGGACGAUUUCAACAAGCACUGCCAAGCGAAUCUUGGACAAGUGGAUGGGACAAAUGUAUGCAUUGUGAGCCUCAAACGGGUUUAUAAGUCCCGUUAUCCACCUUUCAUAAAGACUGUGGUCACUUAUACUUGUUCAUACACUGAGGAAAUCAGUUAGCGAUAGUCGUGAGGGAACAGGGUAGAGGCUUUAAAUACAACCAUAUGAUUCUCACGUGAUGAGGAGCAAUCCCCAGAGGAUUCCUAAUUGCCUCCCCCUCCCCACCACCGCCAAUUCUAAGAGAACAAUAGAAAUAGCUAAUAUGCGUAAAAUUGGUACUUUUUGUACGGUUAACGAAAACUGAUAGAUUACUCUCGGUUAUUUGGUUGUCUAAAGGGCGGAGCCCACAGAGAGGAAAAAUGAUAAACUUAAUUUGAUAUACUGAUGGACGUAAAUCCACUGGAAUGCUGAGAAUAUGAUUUCCUUCCUGAUCGAUGGUAUACAAAUACAAAAGAAAAGUUGUAAAAAGGAAACGUUGAUAUCAGAUGCAGAUACUGACGGUGGAUUUUAAAUGAAGACAAAAGUAAUGUAUUAUAAAAAUACGUAAAUUCAUUCACAAGGUUAAUCACUGGUUUAUUUCUCAAGAGUGGAUCAGCAGGAGGAACGGCAUACCAGUCAUGUUACGGUCAGAUUUUGCUAUAUUUUGAAAGGCACUUAUUAUGUUCAUAAUCACUUGCAUUUGCUUUAGCAAAUUGACAAAAGGACUAUUUUACGCUCCCUUGAUUACAAUAGCUUUCUUUUUUUAAUUAAACGAGGCUAAGAUAUACCUAGAUAUACUCAGAAGCUGCUCGGCAGAGUUGAUUUAUUGUUACCAGCCCCAUGUUAGUUAAGCAUGAUUGAAUUAAACGAAAAAGAAAAAAAGAAAAUUGCUUUAGUCGCUCAUCUGAUCAGAAGACACAAAUCAUGCUUCAUGAUCGUUUUUGUCAUGUCGAAGUAAGUUACACUGAUACCCAUUUCUGGUGAAGUGUUGUAAU